This is a messenger RNA of Leptosia nina, 1185 nucleotides long. The record is from the annotation of a GenBank genome assembly. NCBI's taxonomy places the organism in Eukaryota, Metazoa, Arthropoda, Insecta, Lepidoptera, Pieridae.
AUGGCGGCAAAUAUAACAAAGAGGUUAAUUAACAAUGGAACUACGCAAUCCAAAGUGAACCGGGACAAUGAUAAAGAAAAUUCAAAAGAAUGGGACCCCAUUACAGACGGUCUCAAAUGGAUUGAGAAACACGCCGAGUCCGCUGAAAAUUUUUUCGAAAGGCUCCCGCACUUUAUCAGUACAUUUAUUGCAACCUUGGCAAUUUUCACAUUUGGUUCAACAUUAAGGGGAGAAUGGGUGGUGAUCCUUGUGACAGCGCUAAAGCAAUUUAAUGGGCAUACGCAGAGCGACCGGAACGUCAGCGCGGCGGAGAUAUUCGAUCUCUUCACUUUGGAAAAGCUGAAGAUGGAGAACCUUUCCAUCAUUUUCAUCGCCGCCCACUGCGUGUCAUACAGCACUUAUUUCCUGAUCGGGGGAUUCCUACAUUGGUACUAUUACACUAAUCGUCGCCACGUCCCUCACGAGUGGAAGCUGCAGCCCACCAAGUGGCUCUCUCCUGAACUGGAGAGACACGAAAUCAUGAUCGGAGUAGUCUCCCUCUCGGUGACGGGCAGCUUCUCCGCCUUUCUCGCCACUUAUAUCGCCAACGGGAACCCCUCCACCGUCUACUUCCAGUUCGACGAAUACGGCUGGGUGUGGUUCUUCUUGCAGUUCCCGGUGAUAUUUAUUUACCAAGACUUCACCACGUAUAUUCUGCACCGAAUGUACCACACCCCCUGGCUCUACAAGCACUUCCACAAGCUACACCACAAAUAUAAGCAGCCGACCGCGUUUUCCGUCACCGCAAUUCACCCCUUCGAGAUAAUGCAUGUUCAGCUGACUGCCUGCCUUCCACUUUUCACUUUUCCCGUGCAUUGGCUACCCUUCUACAUAGUGGUGCUGUACACUUACUAUCACGGCAUCAUCGACCACUCGGGCAUCAACUUCAAGGCGCAGUGGUGGCAACCCUGGCAACCUGACGCAGAGUUCCACGACAAGCAUCACGAGUUUUUCCAUUGCAACUUCGGUUUCAAUAUGUCUCUUUGGGACAGGUGGUUCGGUACAAUGAGGAAAACUAACCGGGUCUACACGGAGGAAACUUUCCAUGGCGAAGCGCCACCUAUCGAUUCUGCAGAAGGCAAAAAGAUAAUAGAUGCAGAUCCUGAGGUCAAGGAAGCUAUUGAGAAACUAAUUAGUGACGGAUAG